AUGGCUGAUAUAUUUCCGGCUGGCGAGCGGGAAGACCCUCCGCCACAGCAGUCGUCCAGUAACGGCUCAACGAGCACAAACGACGAUCUUUUGUUUUCUUUUCUUCGCGAUAUGCAACAAGACAUGCAAUUUACGCAUAAAUUGUUGGCACAAAUGCUUACGCAAGGCAACGCAAGCUCAUCUCAAGGAGAUGAAAAUUUUGGCGGGAAACGCAAAGCCACGAUGCUUGAGGACGACGGUCAGGCUAACACUAAAAAACGUAGUAAGAAUACUCACUCAGCUUCAGAGAAAGCACCAAAAGACGCUUCAGAGAAAGCAAUAGAUAACGCUUCAGAGAAAGCACAAGAAGUCUUUUCAGACGAUGAAGUGCAUGAUCGGACUCAAGAUGAGUCGAACAUAAAUGAGGACGACAGAUUAAGCGUCCAUGCGGGAGAAGAUGAUCAAAUUGAUCAAGCUGAACUAGUUUUCGAUGAGCGUGAGGAGGAUGAAGAUCUUCUAGCGGUUAUCAAUGAGUCUUUAAACCCUUCCGAUGAAACUGGGGCCCCUGUUUCAGAGCGCUUGGCCAAACUG
Molecule: messenger RNA, 570 nt
Organism: Paramuricea clavata
Lineage: Eukaryota; Metazoa; Cnidaria; Anthozoa; Malacalcyonacea; Plexauridae
Source: the annotation of a GenBank genome assembly